CAUCCUAUACACUACAAUGCUAUAUUCAGCUACAGAAAAUUUGCUGACAAGAAGUAAAAACGUCAACAAGAUUCAUUCGCCAACCCAUUGAUUAACAAUUUAUUACGUGGCGCAUCGAUUAACAACAUAAAACGUCAGUACUUGUUACCAUUAUCUAAUAAAUUGCAAUUAAUUCAAAGUCUUCGCAAACGCCACAAUUCAACUGUAAUCAUGACAGAAAAGUGGAUUGUGUUUGACAACAAACGGGAUCGAAAAAUCUAUGAACUUUAUUUGAAUCCGAAAGGUGCAGACGUAAACUUUGUGUUUGAUGGGGAUACUGAUCACGCCGUAAAAGUUCAGGCACACAAAAUCAUCCUUUCGCUAGAUAGUCCAGUUUUUGACACCAUGUUCUUUGGCGCGAUCCCAGAAAGAGGAGAUAUUGAAAUUGUCGAUGUGUCUGUCGAAGCGUUCAAAGAAUUUUUACAGUUCUUUUACUCAGACGAAGUGCACUUGUCUUUUGCAAGUAUUGUUGAAGUGACAAAUUUAUGCAAAAAAUACGAAACGAAAGAUUUUUUGAAGCUUCGCGAAAAAGCUUUGCAAAGCUCAUUAACAAUUGAUGAAAUGUGUUGGGGAUAUGGCAUUGCUGAAUUGCUGGAACAAGAAAAUUUAAAGACAUUUUGCGAGGAACAAAUCACAAUGAAUGCAGCCACAAUAAUAAGAUCGAAAAGUUUUCUGGAGUGUGACAAAAGAUUAUUGACUCAGAUAUUGAAUUUGGUAUCUUCAGAUUGGGGUGCGUUGGAUAGAGUAAUCGCAUGCAUGGAAUGGAGUAAGGCUGGAUGUACUCGUAACAAUUUGGAUUUGAGCUCCAAGAAUUUAAGGAAUCAACUCAAUUGCGUAUUUAACCAAAUUCCCUUCGAUAAACUGACACAGGAACAGUUCUCGCAACAUGUUUCCCUAUACAAAGGGUUUUUCACCGCAGAAGAGCUCGAAACAUUCAUUAACUCGUCAAGUUCACAGCGUUCACAGCGACCGAAUCCGUUUGAUCUUCAGUUAUUUCAAUGUGAUCUUCCAAAUAUACCAGCCAAUGAACUCUUGGAAUGCAACCGAUGGAGAAUGAGAACAAAACGCAAUUCAAAAGAAUUGUGUACCCACUCCGACAGCACAACCGUAUUCUCUUCAAACGUAACACUUUUGCUGGUAGAAUUUCAUUUACUUGAUAUUGGCCUUUAUUUCCAAUAUUGGGUGUGUCAGAGUGGCGCUGACAAUGGCACAUUUGAUGAAUUAAUUUUGGAAGGGAAGUCAGGCAAACCUGUUAUUGUAUUGCCAAAAGCAGUUGUAAUUAGUCCAGGAAAAAAAUAUGUUAUUCGUGUUGCUUGUCUUCAUCCUACUGGAUCGGAAUACUUAAAUUAUGAUUUAGAAGAUAAUUUUGAAUUAAAGUAUGGAAUUAAAAUUCGCUUCUAUCCCACACAUGAAGAUAAUAUGAUAAAAAUGGUCUUAGAAACGCCCGUUCGUGUUCGUUAAGAGUGUUUACUUGUUAUUGAGCACAGUUACGUACGUCAUCCCAAAUGUUUAUUUUGACGAGUGGCUAUAGUCAUUAUGUUCAAUUGUAAAAAUAUGUCGGAUUUUUCAUGAAUUAAAAAUCAGCUAAUAGA
Bradysia coprophila is the source of this 1631-nucleotide messenger RNA. RefSeq lists its product as uncharacterized. The record is from RefSeq and is a predicted model, not a curated record. NCBI's taxonomy places the organism in Eukaryota, Metazoa, Arthropoda, Insecta, Diptera, Sciaridae.